GCAAGAGUUGCCGCCCCUCUUCACCCACCAGGAGCGAAGGUCGAGCGCGGCGAUCGCACCGCGAGCAGCGCGAUCGCCCCGGCGUCGCGUAGACUGCGCUUGGCGUUGGCGGCAAUUCUCUCCGCGCAUCGGCGGAGGUGUAGCUGGGGCAAGGGAUUAGUCUUGGAACCUUGCAGCGAGCUAGGAUCACGCGAAAUUGCCGAGGUAUGAGCUCAAAAUCCUAGAUUUUGCCGGAGGAAUCGGUCGAGGGGGUAGACCUAGCCAUGGCAGAUCCUCAGCCUGAAGCAUCGUCUUCUUCCAACGUUGCCAGCAGUAGCAGCCAUUCUGGCGAGGGCAAUGCAGAUAAUCCGGGGUAUUGGUGCUACCAGUGCCGGAAAGAGGUGACUGUGGAAGCACGGGAAGAUGGUCCUUCGGUGAUGAUAUGCUCCGAGUGUAGGAAUGGUUUUGUGGAGCCUCUGGGAUCGCCGCCUCCAAGAACUGGGGAAGAGGCUCCUGGUCGCAGUUUAAACAUUAGUAGCAGCAACAACAAUGGUAGCAGCAGUGACAGCCAUGGAUAUCCGGGAAAUACUUUGCGUAGGAGGAGAAGAAGAGGGAACACUCCCACUGUUGCUCGCACUCCUCAGGCCCAGGCUGUGUCACUCACUGAUGCUUUUGGUCAGCUCUAUCCGCAGCAGCUAGUCCAUGUCUUGCAGCUCCUGGGACAGGCAGCUAGAGCCAACAACGAGAACAAUAGUGGAAGUAGCGAUGAUAGCAGGAAUGAGCAGCAUGGCGAAGCACAGCAAGAGAGUGCUGAUGCCACCAAUCAGGAACGAGAGAAUUCGUCGAGUUUGCAACGUAGCGAAGCGCACGAUGAUGGCGACGGUGAUCACGAUGAGAGCGAGAGUGAGGUCGAAGCGGCUCUUUUGGAACGCUGGGAGUCUGAGGACGAGGACGACGAGGACGACGAGGAUGAAUGGGAGGAAGUUGGAGACGAAGAAGGUGCUGCUGGACAAGGUGGCGGGGACGAUAACGCUGACGAUGAAGGAGCUCACAACGAGCAAGAGCAGCGGCAGCCACCGGAGGAACUGCCUCCGCGCAGGAAUGCUCGGGUGAGGAGAGAACAGGGACACAACGCGCGGAGGCCGACGCACUUGCACCAUUACUUGCAAGAGCUCCUCCAGAAUCUGGUCGGACAGAACAUCGAGGUCCGAGUCGAGGUCCCGCAGUACGUAGGCAAUCCGGGGGACUACGUCGAUGCCAGGGGAUUCGAGCUUCUUCUCCAGCAGCUCGCCGAGAAUGACAACUCGCGGAGAGGAGCUCCUCCAGCAGCCAAGUCGGCAGUGGACACGCUUCCGACAAUUCUCAUCGAGCAGGCUCACCUCGAUGACGGCUCGGCUGUGUGUGCGGUGUGCAAAGACACCGUGUGCGUGGGCGAGCCGGCAAAGCAGAUGCCGUGCUUGCACCUCUACCACGCCGACUGCAUCCUUCCGUGGCUGGACUCCAGAAACUCAUGCCCGGUUUGCCGGUUCGAGCUUCCAACAGACGACCCCGACUACGAGGACCAGAAGAGGAUGAGCAGCCAACGCAGGAGCACGCCAUCUCGAGCUGUGGAGCACGUCGAGUCCCAGCAGCAAACCGAAGAGCAGUACGACGCCCAGCAGCAAAGCGAUGCGAGUGUUUCUCGUCCCGGGAGCUCGAGCUCUACGAGCGCUCAAGACGGUGCAAGCAGCAGCGGCAGGAUGGAAGCACAAGAAGAAAUCCAGCCGCCACUUGAAGCCGCAAGAGUUAGCGAAGAACCGCUGCUGGACGCCACCAUGAUCGACGAAGGCAACACCAGUGGAGGAGCAGUGCAGCGGAGGAAUGGAACUCCGGCGAGCCGGGGACGAGGAUGGUCCUUGCUCUCGGCGGCGCCGAUGCUGAGCAUGGUGGGGAUCGUUCUGGUGAUUUGCCUGGGGAAUCAUCUCAUCGGUGGUAGCAGCAGGCAAGGAAAUGGUGGUAGUCACGUCCAGAGGCAGCAGCCGGAUUACUCUAGCCAAGAACCGGGCUUCGAUCGAAUAGCAGCGAGCUCUAGUGACAGUUUCCAGGCGCGAAGACGCUGGUGGUGGCUUCCAUUCCAGCCGAGGUGAUGGUUUCUUCUAGUAGUCUCGCGAAAGUAACGACCUUUAUAAUAAUGGUUAAAACUCUGUGAA
Molecule: messenger RNA, 2168 nt
Organism: Selaginella moellendorffii
Lineage: Eukaryota; Viridiplantae; Streptophyta; Lycopodiopsida; Selaginellales; Selaginellaceae
Exons: 1
Coding region: 264-2105 (613 amino acids)
Biological process (GO): protein ubiquitination
Cellular component (GO): cytoplasm
Molecular function (GO): ubiquitin protein ligase activity
Source: RefSeq, a predicted model, not a curated record